CUUCCCUCCCUCCCCGUCCUUUCGAUCGGCGCCCAGUGCCGGCGGCCCUGCCUUUCCAUCAGCCGUGGCGGCAGCACUGCGGAGGAGCCCGGGAGGUUGGUAUGCCGUAAUCGAAAACGAGUGCCAAGGUGUGUGGGGGUUGAUAUACACGCCCCCCUCAGAAAGAAAAAGGGUUUCCAUCGGCAGAUCCGGAUUAGGUUCUCCAUCCAACCUUUUCCCUUUCCUGGUUCCUCAUUUUUUUUAUUUCUCUCCAUCUGAAUCUUUCUCCUUUAAAACAACAACAACAACCACCCUCCACACACUUUCCUGCAUUUUUAAGAUCUCAAGAUGGUGCAGAAGAAAACAGAGCUCAAAGGUUUCCAUCGCUCCUUUAAGGGGCAGAAUCCGUUCGACCUGGAAUUCUCCCAAUCAAAUCACUUGGAAUCUGUCUUCAACUUUGAAUGCCCGUCUCGCCCUGACAUGCCUUCGAGUCAACCCAUUGACAUCCCCAAUGCUAAGAGAAGGAAUAAGAAGAAGAAACGCUGUAGAGCCACGGACAGUUUUUCAGGGAGAUUUGAAGAUGUUUACCAGCUCCAAGAGGAGGUACUCGGGGAAGGCGCACAUGCAAAGGUCCAGGCUUGCGUUAACCUCAUUACCAAUAAGGAGUAUGCUGUGAAGAUAAUUGAGAAGCGUCUUGGACACAUCCGAAGUCGGGUCUUCCGGGAAGUGGAGAUGCUGUAUCAGUGCCAAGGACACAGAAACAUCCUGGAACUGAUAGAGUUCUUUGAGGAGGAGGACCGAUUCUACCUCGUGUUCGAAAAGAUGAGAGGAGGCUCCAUCUUAACCCAUAUCCACCGUCGCCGCCAUUUCAAUGAGUUGGAGGCCAGCAUGGUGGUCCACAAUAUCGCCAGUGCCCUUAACUUCUUGCACAACAAAGGAAUAGCACAUCGAGAUUUAAAACCAGAAAAUAUUCUCUGUGAGAGACCCAAUCAGGUUUCCCCCGUGAAAAUCUGUGACUUCGAUCUGGGAAGCGGGAUCAAGUUGAAUGGUGACUGUUCCCCCAUCUCUACCCCGGAGUUGCUUACCCCGUGCGGUUCGGCAGAAUACAUGGCCCCAGAGGUGGUGGAGGCCUUUAACGAAGAGGCGACCAUUUACGACAAGCGCUGUGAUCUCUGGAGCCUCGGGGUCAUCCUGUACAUCAUGCUGAGCGGCUACCCCCCCUUCGUGGGGCAUUGUGGGACCGACUGCGGCUGGGACCGCGGCGAAGCGUGCCCCGCCUGCCAGAAUAUGCUGUUUGAAAGCAUCCAGGAAGGAAAAUACGAAUUCCCCGACAAAGACUGGGCUCACAUUUCCUUUGGAGCCAAAGACCUCAUUUCAAAGCUCCUUGUGAGAGACGCCAAGAAGCGGCUGAGUGCCGCCGAAGUCCUCAAGCACCCGUGGGUACAAGGGUGUGCGCCGGACAAUACCCUCCCCACUCCAAUCAUCCUACAAAGGAACAGCAGUGCCAAAGAGCUCACGUCGUUCGCUGCCGAAGCCAUCGCCGUCAACCGGCAGCUGAUGGAGCGCGAAGAGGAGGCGGCCGAGACGAGCCUCCCCAUCAUCAUCAAAGCUACCUCGUGUUCUAUGCAGCUCUCUCCCCCGUCGGAGUCCAAACUGGCCAAGCGCCGCCAGAGGACCAGCAUGAUGAAAGCGGAGGCCCACCAACAUCUGGUGACCCCCUUGGUGUUGGUGGGGGACUUGGUGUGAUCUCUCCCCCCACCCCAUCCCCUCCGCCGGGUGUACUUCACCAUUCUUCCAUAUUUUUUUAUUUUUAUUCUCGGACAAGACAGACACACACAACAGUCUCCCCCCCCCGAGUAAUGCUGAAAAGCUAGCAAGCAAGAUCAGAACUCUUGACAUUGGCUGGUUUCCAAGGAGAUAGAUAGAUAUAGAUAGAUAUAUUUCCUGAUCUUGUCAACACUGGCUGCUUCUUUCCCCUUUAAAAAAAGAAAUGAAAUGAAAAAGUGUUGCUUCUCCUACUCCCUGGAAGAGUUUGCUUUUGACACAUUUGUAAUAUAUAAUUUGCUUUAAAAAAAAAACCCACCACAAACCUGGUUUAUCUUCUGUCUCCUCCAAACAUAACCAGGUUGUGGGUCUCUCCCCCCCCCCCCACUUCCCUCCCCGCAACCCCACUUUCCCUCAUCAUCAUUGGAGGAAAGUGUGGUGGCUACUGGUUUUCUCUUUGCUCAAAAUGUCCUUAGCGGCUUAUCUUCAUACUGUGAAAAGAGGCAGGCGCUCCCUUAGUCUCAAGUUGAAAGGUAGCAUUUUCAUGUUUCGGUGUAUUGUUCGCGGUCGUCUUAUUUUUAUUAUUAUUAUUUUUUUAAUUGUGGUUUUGCUAUUGAGUUCUUUCCCCUUUUUUUCUUUUAAAAAGAAUAGAUUAUGAAAGUGGAAUCAUGGCCGUGCGCAGUUUGAAGGGGUGGGAGUGAAAUGGCUUUGCCUGUUGCCUGUCCCAAAAGGUGCUGAGGUAGCAAUGUGGGGUUUGGGUUUCACUGGUCUCAUUAACUCCCAUUGUCUCUGUCUGGGGUCUUCCCUAAAAACUGUACCUAUUCAGUUUUACCAAAAAAGGUACAAUUCAUGCAUGGGUCUGAGGCCCACUUCUCAUCAUGCUUAAAGCAACCCACUUGGAGGGUCGGAUAUCUAGAACAGGGGGUUGGUGCUCUGCAUUCUCCCCUACCUCCCCAGCGAAGCGCUGAUACAAGCUUGGAAUGAAAAGUACUGGGGGAGGAGGUUCCAGAGGCUAUGGGGAGGUGAACAGGGACACACAAGGAGGCUUCCAUUUCCUUGCCCACAGAUUCUUAUAGCUGCUAAAAAGUGUUCUGUCCCCCUUUUCUGAGGGACACCCGGCUUUGGAGAAAUGAUUCUGCUGCUGCCUAGUUUCCCUUACUUAGUGAGGAGGAGAGGGAGUGGAGUAGGAAAUUCUGGUCAAGAUUAGGUAAGGCCUUGAUUGUUCUCAGAAUAAGCUAUCUGCAAAAACCUCAGAGACUGUGUGAACCUCUGACUUGCUAAUUUCUCUGAUUUCUUCCAAUAAGAACCACAAAAGAAAUGAAUUUGUUCACCUGGUGGUGACUUCUCCCUGUAUGAAUUUUUUUAAAAAAAUGAAAAUUUAUAUAAUCAUGCGGAUUCUUCUGUGUCUCGAGUCUGCGGAUUAGCACACCCAGUGGGUGGGUGUUAAGGACAACUUAACGCCCCUCCCUAUUCUGACUUUGUGGCAAAUUUUUCGAUGAUUUGAUCAUGUCAGUGCCUCUUAUGUCUUAUGGAAUUUGGUGUGUGUGUGUGUGUGUGUGUGUGUGUGUGUGUCACUUUCACACACACCCCACUGGCUAACUACAGCUUUUUAGUGGGGCGGGGGGGGGGGGGUUCUGUGGCGGGCACCUUGAAAUAACAAUAUUUUAAUUGCUCCAUUAGAAGCAAAGGCAGAAGGUGCUUCCAUUUCAUAGCAACUUGUGAUUAUUAUUUUUAAGAAUCCAAAUAGAGUUGACUUUUUAAAAAUGACAUAUGCUAGGGAUGUACAUCAGACUAUUCCUGAAAGGGCUUUAUGGGAGAACAGAUCUACUCUGCUCCUGCUUAAGAAAGUGGAUUUUGGUCCCUGUAUAGGUGACGUGCCAGAAGAGAAUGGUUGAAGGCCAGUGUUCCCUCUAAUGGAUUCCCAGAUGUUGUGGACUACAACUCCCAGAUUCCCCAGCUGCAAUAGCCUUUGCUUGGGGAUUCUGGGAGUUGUAGUCCUCAACAUCUGGGAAUCUCUGUUAGAGGGUAGACUGUUCGAGAUGCCUCUGCUUUCUUCCUUUGGUUCCUCCCCAGCCAACAUAUCAUCCCAGCUAAGUUUGUCUGGCCUUCUGGCAGAGUAGUGCAUCUCGGCAUGGUCAGCAUUGAACUAGGAAUGUUGGGGAAAGGCAGUUCUGCCAAGAUGGAGAUGUUCUGGGGGUGUGCAUGUUUGCUGGAGGUUUCCAACAGUACUCCGUCCCCUGCAGAGAUGGAUGAGUCCCAAGAGGUCCCUAGGAAGGAGCUAAAAGCUGGUCAACCAUAACAUUUUAAGCAAAGUUGGAGGGACAGAGACCAGGGAGUAGGGAGGAGCAUCUGACGGAGGCUUUUGUGGAGACCAGUGUUGACUUCAAUUUCCAUAAUCCCCAGCCAAAGGUCACUGCACACAGGGAUGAUGGGAGCUGUAGUCAACAACGGGGAAUCCCCGUUACAGGGAACGCUGGCGGAGACCCGUGUGGUUACACACUGGCUUGCUCUCUUUGCAGUUGAGCCAAUGGUUGUGCUCAGGGACGCGUUUUUGUGGGAGGGGAGCGGGUUCCGUCCGUCAGCGUUGUGAGAGAGUCAUUCAGCUCUCUUGAGAUGAACUGCACCCUUGCUCAGAGAUGAGGUCCAGAGCGGUGCCCUUCGAGGCACAAGGACACUGUCCUUUGGCUGUCCUUGCGGUGGCUUCUCUGCUCCUGGCAAGGCCUGCAAAGGAUCGUGUCGCUUUUCAGGGAGCCUGUUUCUGCGCAGUUCUGCGGAGGGCGUCCGUGGCACGGGCAUCGCUCCGUCCUGUGGGCACAGCUUUCUUGGUGCCAUGUGAAUACCGCACCAACACCGUUCUCGUACAGUUGGCCGUUUGGGGAGGUGCAAAGAUGAGGUGCCGGUGAUCCCUGGCAAUAGCCGAUCUGUGGGGCAGGUGCCUCUGGCUCUUUGGGGUGGAUUUCCGGGGGGCUGGCUGCUUAGCCCCUUACGCUCACUGGAAAGUGUCUUGGGCACUUCAGGAAGAGUCGUCUUGAGCAGAGAACCCGACAGGCUAGGAGGCCACAUUCUGCCUCUGUGGAGGACCAAGUCCCCUUGAACUUAGCUAGACUCGCUCAGGGAAGGUGAUGGGACUGCUGGUGUGGGCAGAGGGGCAAGUUUGGGGAAGAAGUGGGCCGCCUCCUUGACCCUGGAAAGGAGAGUUUGGAAUUCGGGGAGGGUCCCCAAACCCAAGGGACUCGGAGUGAGUUGCUUUUGGAUUUAGAGUUGCUUGGGUUGAGCUGGAGGGCCAUCCUUUUUGUGUCUUGCGGGCGAGAAACGGAGCCAGCCUUACGGUGGGGACUUGCCAAGGGAGAUCAUUGGGGGCCUGCAUCGCCGAGUAUAUCUCAUGGGUCAGGUCUGGGUGGGGUUAAGCAUAAGCUGAGGUCAGGGGCUGGGAAGCCGGGCCUACAAGGGAGCAAGUGGAAGUCACGGGUGGAGGUCAGGAGCUGGGACACCCAGUCUACGAGUGUCGGGUGGAAAACUUUGCAAGGAUGUGGCUUCCAUCUCCGGCAACAGCAGAGACUCUUGACGGAAAAGGGAAGCCUGUCUCCUAUUCCGGAGGUCUUACCAGGGCCGCCUCUGCCUUAUGCAGAUGCUGGCUGGACCAUAACUGAGCAGCGGGUGGCUCUGUUGGAGGAUUAGCAGCUUUGUCUUGUGAGCAGGAGGAGGAGGGCACUUCGGGUCUUGGGGUCAGGGUAGGGGGCUGAGGGGUAUGGGCCCUCUUUAAAAAGCUGUCCCUACCCCUGGGAACUUUUGGAUCUCGUGAUGGGAUGAGACAUCCAUAACGCUUUCCCUGGGUACCCCCACCACCACCACAUGACUAUUCCAAAGUCUUUUGGAGAUAGGCCUGUGGUUUCAAACUAAGUUGGCCAGUGGAGGAAAAACCAUGGCAGAGGGCUCCUGCAGUUGGAAACGGAACGUUUUCUCCACCACAAACACUUUUCCUCCUCUUCAUGUCUGCCAGGAUGUGCACAGCUGGUGGUGGUUUCUUGCAGUGUGUGUGGAAGGGUGGUGGUUUUUCUCUGAAUGAGAGUUUUUUCUCUUGAAGACUUUAAUACUAUGCAACCCAUGCUUGUUUUCCAGGGACGUAGGUGAUAGUAAAUAGCCUUUUGGGGGCAUAUCAUAACUACUGGGUGUGUGCAACUUUUAAGGGUUGUAAAAUAGCUCGCCUUUGCUUUGUAAUAUUAUUCCCCCACUUGGUGACAAGUGAAAUACCUGGAUUUACACACACACACACACACACACACACACACACAAACACACCCCUCACUCAUUGGUUUUGUCCGUAAAUCCUUUUUAUGACCGUGGGAGCUUUUUCUGGCAGACGCCCUACUUCCUCUGAGGGAAGAGACGAGGGUGUGGGAUGCAGGACGUUAGCACUGCUAGCAUAGUGACUGCAUUUCAUAAACUCAAAUGGGCUGAAAUGUCGGGAAGGCCUCUCUUAAAAGGAGAGAGAAAAACUGAAUGUAUGUUAACCGUAGAGAACGCGUUUUGUUACUGGUUGUAGAUAAUUCCUCAUCGGAUAUUGAAUACUUGAACAAUCUAAAGUGAUGCCUUUCUGUUGGGAAAGCUAUCCUAAAGCUGCAGGCUACAGCUGCUUAACUUGUUGAGAGUAGCGCGUUUCACCCAUGUUGUGUCUCCUUUUGACACCCGGGAGUGGCCCCUCUAAUCACCCAAAAGAAGACAGCUUUAAGCUCUUGAAUCUCCCUCUAUUAUAAAAAAAAAAUAGGUUGAGUUUUGAGCAACCUGUCCAAAGCAAUCCGGAACGUAUCGGGAACCUUUAAACCAUCUACACCACAAUAUUGAGAAUCUGUCAAACUAUUGCGGGUCCCGCUCAAAGAAUGGUGUGAUGCUGCAAAUUGAGGACUCUUGGAAUGCGCACACCCCACAACUAUGGGGCCCAGGAGUGCUCAGUUAGUCCCUGACUAGGAGCAGAUGUCUGCGUGGGAUUUUUCUGUGUUUGUGCUACUAUGCGGGGAGGACCACUUCUUUCCCUUGACUGUUGCUAAAAGGCCCAAAUGGGGGUGCUGGAAAGACCCCCUAUGGCUACAGGUUAGUCUUUGGUCAGUAGACUUAGUCUUUGGACAGUAGGGCACAUGUACAACUCGUUUUUGUGUUUUGUUUUGUUUUUUAAAUGCUCUCAACAAGGAAUUCCCAGUUUCAGAUAAUUCUCAGGUUUAUACGCGGAGUGAAAGUUCGCUCAGAGGUUCUUUUCUACUUUAGACUUUGACUUUUGUGCUCAAGACUAGAAAAGAACCCCGUUCCGGGAGCACUGCAUGGGGCUAGCAUCAUUGCCCAUGAUUGCAGAAUGCAGUCAUCUGGACCACUUAAGUCUCUCGCCGCUUCCCCUGAUGCGUCUUUCUUAUGCGCAGCCGAUCUUACUUAGCAUGCAUCUUCUCGGCACAAGGUUGUGCAUGCCCCCUCUGUGUGCGCACGCAAACCCACUUGAAUGCGUGCCGAAUGGUAUCUGGGUGCGCGGCCCAAGGAAGUGGCUGGGUUCUCUGUCAAACCGGCAUACUUUUUUGCAUAAAGGAAGGCGGGGAAAGCAAAUUCAAGACAGCCCCAGUUAGAAAUGGAGCCGAGAUCCUCGCUUAUUCUCAGAGUGGUUUAUGGCUCUGCGAUAGCGUGGUCCAAAUGCCGCACAAAGUGAUUCACUUUUGUCCUGUUUGGCACAGUGGCCGUUGUGAUGGGACACGCUGCCCUUAACUCUUGCCUGAUGCGAUUGGGUUGAGAUCCCUCUUGGCUCAGGGUAGGAGGUCUAAGGGUACCUCAGCAACUCAGGUGGAGUGUGUCUGUCGCUUCCCACCUCCCCAGUUGCAGUGGCAUGUAGGGCUCUUGGUCCUACAGAUCCGUGCUGCCAGGUGGGAAGCCCAUGCACAAGAUCUAUCUAUUUAUUAAAUUUGUAUACCACCCAACUGACAGAUGCCCUCGGGGCGGUUUGCACUGGGAAGAAAAAAAUGUAAAAAUCAACGACAGAAAAGUGAAAAUAAAGUCAAUAAAACCAGAUUCUUAUUUGUCUUGUAGGAGACAAAUAUCUAUCACUUUUGUUUUAAAAGCUUUGAUUUGAAUGUCGUUGAAAGCAACAAGACUUUUGAGGCACAGCUAACCCGUCCUGUUCAGUUGGGUGUGUGUCGGGGGUGGGUGGGGAGACUGCCUUGGCCCUCCCCUCCAAUAUGUUACCUUUUGGGACUUUGGGUGUGUCUAUGGUUAGGGUGUUUUUUAAAAAAUCUCAUUCCCCAGACGCAGGCAAAACCCGACAGUGUGUGUCAAGUAUGUACCCCUAGAUUUCCCUUCUUUUUUGCCCUCUCCCUGCGUGCACUUGUGUAUGAGAGACCCAAAUGGUGCUUAGAUUUCUUGUCUCUCAACCCCGAGGCAAAACAUGCAUAUCUGUAUUACCGUCUUCCUGCCCAGGAGUGUCCACACUACAAAGGGUUUUGAAACUUGUGUUAACCCCCAUGGAGUCCUGGGAUGGGAGUUCAGUGUCCCUAAGGACACAGUGUCCCUAAGAGGUGCCCCACAGCUCUCCUGGCACAGAAGCCAGAAGAGUUGUUUUUUUUAAGUGAGUCUGAAGCUACUAGUCCCCAUAGAGAAAUGGGCUGUUGUUGGCUAGGAGCUCCCAACUACUCUUGAUGUUCUCUAAAUCAGCUAGCCAGUUUCUCUCUCGAAAUUGCUUCCACAUCCUUAUGCUUUCUUCCCAUCCUCAUUUUUAUUUUAUUUUUUUUGCAAAGUGUGCACAGAUUUUUAACCCUGCCUUGUUCAAGUUCUUAUUUUAAGCCUCUCGUUUUCCUCCCCCAUGUCUCGAUGUCCUUUAACACUUUUUAAAAAUACUUUUUUGUGUUUUAUUAGCUGCACGACGGGGAUGGGAUGAUACAGAGAGGGCGCUUUUGAUUGACUCUUCCCCUGCUAUUAAUUCCUAUUUAGAACUGGUUAGUAACUUUUUACUGUGAAACUUUUUUUCUUUUAUGAGAAAAAUCAGUCCAAGAGAAGCUCCUUUUCUCCUCUGGUUACCGUAAAAGACUGCCAAAGGUUUGUGUUCUGACAUGAAGUCACCUCAACGCACUGCUGGGGAUUGUACAUGUGAGAGACCCCCAGUAAGGGACUGGUCAAAAAAUGAAAAAAACAAAAAAACAAAACAAAAAAACUUAAAAUAAAAAAAACAAACAAGCACUUUAUUAUAUGUACCAGGUGAACUGAUACAGCUUGAUGGAACUUUUUUCCUUUGUAACACCUUGUUGAUGAUGCCAGAAGUUUUUGUAUUCAGUUUUGUAAGAAUUUAAUAAAUGCAUUGAAACACAAA
Hemicordylus capensis (graceful crag lizard) is the source of this 9076-nucleotide messenger RNA. RefSeq names its product MAPK interacting serine/threonine kinase 2 (gene MKNK2). Bases 328 to 1725 code for a protein of 465 amino acids. The transcript has 15 exons. The record is from RefSeq and is a predicted model, not a curated record. Gene Ontology annotation, cellular component: cytoplasm; nucleus. Gene Ontology annotation, molecular function: calcium/calmodulin-dependent protein kinase activity; calmodulin binding; ATP binding. Gene Ontology annotation, biological process: protein autophosphorylation; peptidyl-serine phosphorylation; intracellular signal transduction. Lineage: Eukaryota; Metazoa; Chordata; Lepidosauria; Squamata; Cordylidae.